AUGGACAGCCGAGGACUACCAGCAUGGGCAGCGUACUUGCUCCUUGCGCCCAUCAUCGUGUUGGGCAUGUGGCAUCUCAACAGCGCAUUAAUCCCACCUCCACCUCCGCCGGCGCAACUUAGACAGAAACGUAUCGUCCUUCUUAUUGCGCAUCCUGACGACGAGUCCAUGUUCUUCUCUCCAACCCUGACCCGUCUCACCGAUCCUGCACUAGGGAACCACGUCAAGAUAUUAUGCCUGUCGUCAGGAAAUGCUGAUGGGCUGGGAGAAACCAGGAAGAAAGAGCUCGAGGUAGCCGCAAGCAAGCUCGGCCUGCGUAAACGAGAAGACGUCUUUGUCAUGGAUGAGCCGUCACGGUUCAAGGAUGGCAUGAAAGAACGAUGGGAUGACAAGGAGAUCGCCAAGGUGCUGGCCCAAGCCUUUGCGCCAGACGCUCAGCUCCCAGAGGCAGGCGAGAAGACGCAAAAGAGGCAGAAGAGCAAGGACAAAAACGGUCCAAGGGCGACGAUCGAUGCACUCAUUACUUUCGACAGGCACGGAAUUUCUUCUCAUCCUAACCACAUUGCCCUCUACCACGGUGCAAAGACCUUCCUUACAACCCUUAUGCGCGAUCAUUCUGGCUAUUCUUGUCCUAUCACACUUUACACCCUUCAGUCAAUCAACAUACUCCGGAAAUACAGCUUUGUCCUCGAUGUACUGCCGACAUAUUUUACUGGUAUAGUCAGCGAUGUGGUAGCUGGUGCAACCGGAAAGAGGAAACCGGCGAAAAAAGGCAUAAGCAAAGGCAACAAGGGUGAUCGCGUAUUGUUUGUGAGUGAUAUAACGAGAUAUCUAAAAGGACGGGACGCCAUGGUGAAUGCACACAAGAGUCAGAUGGUGUGGUUCCGGCAUGGUUGGAUCUCAAUCGGUAGAUAUAUGGUUGUGAACGACCUGAAGAGGGAGGAUGUGUAA
Lithohypha guttulata is the source of this 951-nucleotide messenger RNA. RefSeq names its product N-acetylglucosaminyl-phosphatidylinositol de-N-acetylase (gene GPI12). The record is from RefSeq and is a predicted model, not a curated record. The transcript has a single exon. Gene Ontology annotation, cellular component: endoplasmic reticulum. Gene Ontology annotation, biological process: GPI anchor biosynthetic process. NCBI's taxonomy places the organism in Eukaryota, Fungi, Ascomycota, Eurotiomycetes, Chaetothyriales, Trichomeriaceae. The coding region runs from base 1 to 951 and encodes 316 amino acids. Gene Ontology annotation, molecular function: N-acetylglucosaminylphosphatidylinositol deacetylase activity.